GACCCGCUUCCGCCCCGCAGGACCCGCCGCCGCGGUCAUGAGUCGCUUUAAGUUUAUAGAUAUUGGUAUCAACUUGACAGAUCCUAUGUUCAGAGGGAUUUAUAGGGGAGUUCAAAAACAUCCAGAUGACUUAGAGGAUAUAAUACAGAGAGCUGUCCAGAUUGGUGUAAAAAAGUUUAUGAUUACAGGUGGAAGUCUGCAAGAGAGUAAAGACGCACUGCAUUUGGCACAAACAAAUGACAUGUUUUUCAGUACAGUUGGAUGUCAUCCUACAAGAUGUGAUGAAUUUGAAAAGAACAACCCUGAUCUUUACUUAAAGGAGCUGCUAAAUCUUGCUGAAAACAACAAGGGGAAGGUGGUAGCCAUAGGGGAGUGUGGGCUCGAUUUUGACCGACUACAGUUUUGUCCCAAAGAUACUCAGCUCAAAUAUUUUGAAAAACAGUUUGAACUCUCAGAACAAACAAAAUUGCCAAUGUUUCUUCACUGUCGAAACUCACAUGAUGAAUUCUUAGACAUAAUGAAAAGAAACAGAGAUCGAUGUGUAGGUGGGGUGGUGCAUUCAUUUGAUGGUAGCAAGGAAGCAGCAGCUGCUUUGAUUGACUUGGAUCUCUAUGUAGGAUUUAAUGGUUGCUCACUGAAAACUGAGGCUAAUUUGGAAGUUUUGAAGUCAAUACCUAGUGAAAGACUAAUGAUUGAGACAGAUGCACCUUGGUGUGGAGUCAAAAGUACACAUGCUGGAUCAAAAUACGUAAAGACUUCAUUUCCCACCAAAAAGAAGUGGGAAAACAGGCACUGUUUGAAAGAUAGAAAUGAGCCCUGCCAUAUAAUUCAAAUACUGGAGAUAAUGUCAGCAGUAAGAGAUGAGGAUCCCCUGGAAUUAGCCAAUACACUGUAUAACAACACCAUGAAAAUAUUUUUUCCUGACAUGUAACUGCUAUAUCUUCCAUUUUACAUCAUGUCUGUAAAAUUUCAUGGUAAAGUAUAUCAAAAGUUUUAAUAAAGGAAUCUGGAUUUAAAGACACGUUAUAUAUUGCUGUACACCAUCACCCUCAUUUUUAUCCAUAAAGUCAGAUCAGGAUUGUUUUAAUAUCACCACCUUUAAUGUCUUAGUUUAAAACAAUGAAAAACCCCCAAGUGUUUCAUCUUGUAAUCUCUUCAGAAGUCUAAAGGACAAUGUUAUGUCAGUGCUGCAAACACAGAACGGCUAACAAACAUACUGAUUUUUACAUCAAAAUUACACAAUUAGCACAUUCUGGUUUAUACCAAAGUUUACUCACACAAUCUCUGAAUCAUGACUUUCGAAGCCGGCUCAAUUACAGUGCUACUCUCAAAUUUCAAAAAAGUGUCUCAAUCAUUUCUGGCAGACUUUUUUCCUGAGUUGUAAAAUACUUCAUGUAUAGCCUUUAUCCUUUGGUCCAAAUUAUUUUAUUUCCUUGAUUUAAUGCAGUUUCCUCUGAGAAGCAUUUUCCCACCCAUUUUAAAGAAAAACUACGUUCCAGAAUUAGAGAGAGAUACUUUCAUUGAGGAAUCUUUGGCACAGUUGACGCACCAUAUUAUUACAUCUAUUAAAAAGCUAUUUGUUCAAAUUUUGUCAUAAAAACGUGAAAACAUUUUAUUCUAUGUACAAUAAUGUACACAAAUUUAAAUAGGUCACCAAAGAGACCAGAAGUAAUUAAAGAGGUAUAUUUACAGUAGCACAUCACAGUAAACGGAAAACCAUUCACAGAUUCAACAUUGAUACUGUUUUUGUGCUUGGUUACACAUUAAAGUGAAGCAUAUUACUCCGUUUUGGAUGAACUGAAUUUUAAACAAAUACCUCAAUGAUUAGUAAAUGCUAUUUUAAUCAGUAUCAUCAUUAAUAAAUUCUUCAGCUGCUGCACCUGUGUGCUGAAUCACUCCAUUUCUUUCUCUUUGCACAUCAUCAUCAUAAUCUGUACUGUCAUCUUCGUUCAACUCCCUGUCAGAUUCAGCAGCAGCAGCAGCAGCAG
Messenger RNA from Talpa occidentalis (Iberian mole), 1988 nucleotides. RefSeq names its product deoxyribonuclease TATDN1. Gene Ontology annotation, molecular function: 3'-5'-DNA exonuclease activity. Bases 38 to 931 code for a protein of 297 amino acids. The record is from RefSeq and is a predicted model, not a curated record. Gene Ontology annotation, cellular component: cytosol. NCBI's taxonomy places the organism in Eukaryota, Metazoa, Chordata, Mammalia, Eulipotyphla, Talpidae. The transcript is spliced from 12 exons.